This is a messenger RNA of Populus trichocarpa (black cottonwood), 999 nucleotides long. RefSeq names its product 60S ribosomal protein L15. The record is from RefSeq and is a predicted model, not a curated record. Gene Ontology annotation, cellular component: cytosolic large ribosomal subunit; ribosome. The coding region runs from base 149 to 763 and encodes 204 amino acids. Gene Ontology annotation, biological process: cytoplasmic translation. Lineage: Eukaryota; Viridiplantae; Streptophyta; Magnoliopsida; Malpighiales; Salicaceae. The transcript has 4 exons. Gene Ontology annotation, molecular function: structural constituent of ribosome; RNA binding.
CAAACAAGUACCGCUCCUAUAAGAUAAAUGAACGGCCAAGGUUUCGUUUCUCCAUUCUUCGAUACCAGGGUUUUGUUUUCUUUACUGACCCAAGCCUUGUAAACUAAAAACCCUAGUCACCAGUCAGGCACCGCUGCUGCUCUGAUUAAUGGGGGCUUACAAGUACGUUUCUGAGCUAUGGAGGAAGAAACAAUCAGAUGUGAUGAGGUUUUUGCAAAGGGUUAGGUGUUGGGAGUACCGCCAACAUCCUUCAAUUGUUCGUGUCACGCACCCCACACGCCCUGACAAGGCUCGCCGCUUGGGCUAUAAGGCCAAGCAGGGAUAUGUUGUUUAUCGUGUACGUGUUAGGCGAGGUGGUAGGAAGAGGCCUGUUCCCAAGGGUAUCGUAUAUGGUAAGCCCACAAACCAGGGUGUUACUCAACUCAAGUUUCAACGUAGCAAGAGGUCUGUGGCAGAGGAGCGUGCUGGCCGGAAAUUGGGGGGCCUCAGGGUUCUCAAUUCAUACUGGAUUAAUGAGGACUCUACUUAUAAGUACUUUGAGGUAAUCUUGGUUGAUGUUGCCCACAAUGCAAUCCGGAAUGACCCAAGAAUCAACUGGCUCUGCAACCCUGUGCACAAGCAUAGGGAGCUCCGUGGCCUUACCUCUGCCGGGAAGAAAUACAGGGGUCUACGUGGCAGGGGACACUUGCACCACAAAGCUCGACCUUCUCGGCGGGCAAACUGGAAGAGAAACAACACCCUCUCCCUUCGUCGAUACCGCUGAGUCCAGUGAUGUGGCUGUUUUGUGUUGUCAAGUAUUGGAUUUUUUGGAGGACAUUGUAGUCAUUGAGGUUAAAAUUUUGGAUAUUGGAAAUCUUGGAACGUGUUCUUCUAUUUGAAUUGGUGCAUUAGAAGUUACAAGCUGUGUUGUAUAUUUAAGCUGUGUAUAUGUAUGGUGUGUUUCUGUUCGACUCUUUCGAGAAAUUUCAUUGCACUCGAGACAAGGUGAUUUCUGAGGCA